AUGGGCAGCACCCACCCUUGCCCCUGGCUGCGGCUUCUCCGACCUGGGCCCCAGCCGCGGCCCGCGCUGUGCGCUCUCCUGUUCUUCCUACUGCUGCUGGCUGCCGCCCUGCCCAGGUCUGCACCCAAUGACAUUCUGGGCCUCCGCCUUCCCCCGGAGCCCGUGCUCAACGCCAACACCGUGUGCCUGACAUUGCCGGGCCUGAGCAGGCGGCAGAUGGAGGUGUGUGUGCGCCACCCUGACGUGGCCGCCUCAGCCAUCCAGGGCAUCCAGAUUGCCAUCCACGAGUGUCAGCACCAGUUCCGGGACCAGCGCUGGAACUGCUCUAGUCUCGAGACUCGAAAUAAGAUCCCCUACGAGAGCCCCAUCUUCAGCAGAGGUUUCCGAGAGAGUGCCUUCGCGUACGCCAUCGCCGCAGCCGGCGUAGUGCACGCAGUGUCCAAUGCAUGCGCCCUGGGCAAACUGAGGGCAUGUGGCUGCGAUGCAUCCAGGCGCGGGGAUGAGGAGGCCUUCCGCCGGAAGCUGCACCGCCUGCAGCUGGACGCACUGCAGCGCGGUAAGGGCCUGAGCCAUGGGGUUCCGGAGCACCCAGCCCUGCCCCCUGCCAGCCCUGGCCUGCAGGACUCCUGGGAAUGGGGCGGCUGUAGCCCGGACGUGGGCUUUGGGGAGCGCUUCUCUAAGGACUUUCUGGAUUCCCGGGAGCCUCACAGAGACAUCCACGCACGCAUGAGGCUCCACAACAACCGAGUCGGGAGGCAGGCGGUGAUGGAGAACAUGCGGCGGAAGUGCAAGUGCCACGGCACGUCAGGCAGCUGCCAGCUCAAGACGUGCUGGCAGGUGACGCCGGAGUUCCGCGCCGUGGGGGCGCUGCUGCGCAACCGCUUCCACCGAGCCACACUGAUCCGGCCGCACAACCGCAACGGCGGCCAGCUAGAGGCCGGCCCCGCGGGGGCACCCUCUGCGGCCCCCGGCGUUCCCGGGCCACGCCGCCGGGCCAACCCCGCAGACCUGGUCUAUUUCGAGAAGUCGCCCGACUUCUGCGAGCGUGAGCCGCGCCUGGACUCGGCGGGCACCGUGGGCCGCCUGUGCAACAAGAGUAGCACAGGCCCCGACGGCUGCGGCAGCAUGUGCUGCGGUCGCGGCCACAACAUUCUGCGCCAGACGCGCAGCGAGCGCUGCCACUGCCGCUUCCACUGGUGCUGCUUCGUGGUCUGUGAGGAGUGCCGCAUCACCGAGUGGGUUAGCGUCUGCAAGUGA
Messenger RNA from Pteronotus mesoamericanus, 1257 nucleotides. RefSeq names its product Wnt family member 10A (gene WNT10A). Gene Ontology annotation, biological process: multicellular organism development; neuron differentiation; cell fate commitment. The record is from RefSeq and is a predicted model, not a curated record. NCBI's taxonomy places the organism in Eukaryota, Metazoa, Chordata, Mammalia, Chiroptera, Mormoopidae. The transcript has 4 exons. Bases 1 to 1257 code for a protein of 418 amino acids. Gene Ontology annotation, cellular component: extracellular region. Gene Ontology annotation, molecular function: frizzled binding; cytokine activity.